GAAAGAGAAAGAUGAAAGUUUUACUCAUUCUUCUCGCGUUUAUCGCGGCGGCCAGCGCAUUUAGUUACGGAAACAACAUUUUGACUUCAAUACCCAAUGGUUGCAUCAGAUUCUACAAGAAGAGAUACUACAGCACCUGCAAACGAUACGGUUGUUGGUACAAGUACAAAACGAGAUACUGCUUUGUCAGAUACUGUCUUCAACCCUUCAAGUUCUGCUUCAACCCAACAAAAUAUACUGGCCUAAAAACCUGUGUCUUCCCCGCCGUUGUUAGAGAUGGAGCUACUAUCAUUAAAGAACACUGCGAAAAAUUGGAAAAGGCAAUCUUAGAAUAUGAGACGCAAUUCGGUGAAUGGAAACUUAAAUGGACCACCUACCACACAGAAUAUUGCACAAAGUACGAUGAAAUCAUCAAGUCCCGACACGACUGGUACAUCGAAUAUCUUCGUUCUCAAUACAUUUGCGCUAACAACAGCACCGAAUUGACCGAUGAACAAAAGGCUAAACUCGCAGAGGUCCAAAAGGAAUGCGAUGAAAAGAGGACAGCCGCUGUCGAAGCUUACAAAUUGAAACUUGCCGAAAUUUUGUUGGAAUGCGCCACCAAGUUCAGUACGAGCAUUAUAGAUUACAGAACCAAGGCCAAGUCUUACAUCCAGUCUAUCGGUGAUAAUUUUGAUGCUUGCCAAAAGAAGAGAUCUGAAGACAUUAAAGCAUAUAAGGAGAAACUUGAGGCAAAGGGUAUUUCUGCCAAGCAAUCUUUGUUCGAGAGUAUGAAUAAGGCGAAAAAAUCUCAUUGGACAAAAUACCUCGAUAUUUUGAAGUUGCACCACGAUGAUUUCGUGGUUAAUGGUGAUGUUUGUGAUGGACCAACGGAUAUUGUAACCAUGGCAAACAAAUAUAGCGAAAAGCUGUCAGAAUACUGUGCUGCUGUUUUACUCGAAUGUGAUAAGUACUGGGAGGACAUCAUCCUAGGCUGGUACUCCACUAUUCCUGCUGCUACAUCUGCAAGGAACAGAAAUGCAUCUUGCCCAGAUUCUGCUGGGGUAGUUAUUACACAUGGUGCGUGAGCUAUCCUACUGCCAAGUGCUAUCCAUACUACUACAAGUACUACACAAACUAUCGUUACUGUCGUGUCAACUACUACAACGGAUGCUACACAUAUGGCAAAAGCUAUGGGUUUGGCAAAAGCUACGGAUAUAGCAAGUUCUAUUAGACGAGCGGCUCUCGUCGUCGGCAAGUGGAGACUCAUUAGAUGUUUCUCUCUGUAGUGAAAUAAGCUUUUUUCCACGUGUUACGUUUAACUUUUGUUUUAUCGUUAUUCGUGAGAAAAUAAAAGCUAUAAAGCCGACAAUU
This is a messenger RNA of Ciona intestinalis (vase tunicate), 1353 nucleotides long. Lineage: Eukaryota; Metazoa; Chordata; Ascidiacea; Phlebobranchia; Cionidae. The record is from RefSeq.